CCGGGUGAGCCAGCUCUUACUCCUCUGCCUCAGUUUCGCAUCCACAAAAGGGGCGAUUGGCCCCCGCGUCCCCUGGGGCUGUCUCUGGGUCCCGUCUGCAAAGGUCUCUGAGCCCCAGGAGGCCUUAGGGCAGCGGGCGUGCCUGCCCCCGCCCGUCCCGCGCCCGUACCGGGUCGGGCGGCUAGAAUCCACGUGAUUUCCCGGCAGCGGCCGCCGGCUCCAGCCCAAGCCGGGCAGCUCUCUGCGCCUACUUUCAGUUUCAUGCGGAGCGCGGCGGAGCCGGGAGCGCAGCUGGGGCCUCCCCAGUCGAAACACUCUUCAAAUCCAGCUCAGGACACAGGACGUGGCCGAGGCACCCAUGAGUCCCGCUCCACGGACACCAUAGAACAUCUAUGAUGAACCAGGAAGCCAAGGCCAGCUCCUCAUGGACCCCAUUAGCCUCCAGCUGGACACCAAGAACCUGUGGAGCUGUCUCGUGAGGCUGCUCAGCAAAGACCCAGAAUGGCUGAAUGCCAAGGUGAAGUUCUUCCUCCCCAACAUGGACCUGGGCUCCGGGAACGAGGCCCUGGACCCCACACAGAGGGUCAUCCUACAGCUCAAGGAACUGUACACCCAAGGCCCGGCCACCUGGGAGACGUUCAUCCACUGUGUGUGCAUGGAGCUGGAGGUGCCGCUGGAGCUGGAGGUGCCGCUGCUGAGCACUUGGGGCCACGGAGACGGGUUCCCCAGUCAGCUGGAAGAUGAUGAGGACAGCCAACCCGAAUCUCAGCUCCACCAUGGCGUCAAGCGGCCUCUUCAGAGCUGUGGGUCCUCACCCCGCCCAAAGCAGUCCAGGAAGCAGCAGCUAGAGCUGGCCAAGAGGUACCUGAAGCUGUUGAGGACGUCUGCCCAGCAGCGCUAUAGCGGCAGGAUCCCGGGGCCAGGGCAGCCCCUUGCCUUCCAGCAGGCCUACAUCCCCCCAAUCCUGCAGUGGCACCGAGCCACAGCGCCCUUCAACACUCAGGAGGGGGCCCUUAUGGGGGACCCCAAGACAGAAGAUGGCACCGACGUGAGCAUCCGGGACCUCUUCAACACCAGGGCUGACAAGGGUCCCAGGGUGAGGGUACUCCUGGGGAAGGCGGGCAUGGGCAAGACCACACUGGCCCACUGGCUCCACCAGAAGUGGGCUGACGGCCAGCUGGACCGCUUCCAGGCCUUGUUCCUUUUUGAGUUCCGCCAGCUCAACCUCAUCACCAGUGUCCUGACGCUGCCCCAGCUCCUUUUUGAUCUGUACCUCAGCCCCGAGGCGGGCCCCGAGGCUGUCUUCCAGUACCUGGAGGAGAAUGCUGAUGGAGUCCUGCUGAUCUUCGAUGGGCUGGACGAGGCCCUCCAACCCUGUUCCAGCAGGGAGACUGCAGACUCUGAGGCCCUAGGCCCAGCCCUCGCCCUCUUCUCCAACCUCUGCCGUGGGACCCUCCUGCCUGGCUGCUGGGUAAUGGCCACCUCCCGUCCAGGGAAGCUGCCCGCCUGCCUGCCCACGGAGGCAGCCACAGUCCACAUGUGGGGCUUUGACGGGCCACGGGUGGAAGAGUACGUGGGCCGCUUCUUCAGCGACCGGCCAUCGCAGGAGGCAGCGCUGGCAGAGCUGCGGGCAGAUGGACAUCUGCGGAGCUUGUGUGCGGUGCCUGCGCUGUGCCGUGUCGCCUGCAUCUGCCUCCACCACCUGCUCCCGGGCAGCUCCCCAGGCCAGUCUGCAGCCCUCCUGCCCACUGUGACUCAGACCUACGUGCAGAUGGUGCACGCCCUCGGCCCCCAUGUGUACCUGUCUGGCAAGUCCCUGAUGGGCCUCUGUGAGGUGGCGCUGAGGGGCCUGGAGACUGGGAAGGUUAUCUUCUCUGCAGGAGACAUCCCUCCACCCACGAUGGCCUUUGGGGCUGCCCUCGGCCUGCUGACCUCCUUCUGCAUCUGCACAGGCCCUGGGCACCAGGAGACAGGCUAUGCCUUCCUCCAUCUCAGCCUGCAGGAGUUUUUUGCUGCCCUGCACCUGAUGGCCAGCCCUGAGGUGGACAAAGACGCACUCACCCGCCACAUCACCCUCAAUUCUCGCUGGGUGUUGCGGACCAAAGCUAGACUGGGCCUCUUAGACCAUCUUCCCAGCUUCCUGGCGGGUCUGGCAUCCAGUGCCUGCCGUCGCUUCCUCAGCCACCUGGCACAGCAGGAUGAGGCGUGGGUAGGCACCAAGCAGGCUGCAGUCGUGCAGGCAUUGAGGAAGUUGGCCACCCGCAGGCUCACGGGGCCAAAGGUUGUAGAGCUGUGUCACUGUGUGAGUGAGACACAGGAGCCUGAGCUGGCCGGCCUCAUGGCCCGAAGUCUCCCGUGUCAACUGCCCUUCCACAAUUUCCCGCUGACCCACGCCGACCUGGCUGCCCUGACCAACAUCCUGGGGCACAGAAAUGCUCCCAUCCACCUAAAUUUUGAGGGCUGCCCCCUGGAGCCCUGCUGCCCUGAGGCUCUGGCAGGCUGUGGGCAGGUAGAGAAUCUCAGCUUUAAGAGCAGGAAGUGUGGGGACGCCUUUGCAGAAGCCCUCUCCAGGAGCCUGCCAACAAUGGAGAGCCUGAAGAACCUGGGGUUAGCAGGAAGUAAGAUCACUGCCCGAGGCAUCAGCCACCUGGUGAAGGCUUUGCCCCUCUGUCCACAGCUGGAAGAGGUCAGCUUUCAGGACAACCAGCUCAAGGACCGAGACGUGCUGAACAUCGUGAAGAUACUCCCUUGCCUGCCGCGGCUCCGGAAGCUUGACCUGAGCCGCAACAAUGUCUCUGUGUGGACCCUACUCCGCUUGACAGAGGUGGCAGUCAUGUGCCCUACCGUCAGGACGCUACAGGUCGGGAAGGCAGAGCUCAUCUUUCUUCUCUCCUCGCCCACAGAGACAGCUGCAGAGCUACCAGGAGCCGCAGAGCUGCAGGAAAGUGCUGGUCAGAGGAAAGAGGCUCCGAGCAGAAGCCUGGCACUCAGGCUCCAGGAGUGUCAGCUCGGGGUCCAUGAGGUGGAGAUGCUCAUAGCCCAGCUCCAGAAAUGCCCCCACCUGGAUGAAGUGGACCUCUCAGGGAACCAGCUAGAAGACGAAGGCUGUCGGCUGAUGGCAGAGGCUGCACCCCAGCUGCGCAUCACCGGGAAGCUGGACCUCAGUGACAAUGGGCUCUCUGUGGAUGGGCUGCACCGUGUGCUGAGUGCGGUGAGCACGUGCCGGACCCUGGCAGAGCUACACAUCAGCCUCCUGCGCAAAACUGUGGUCCUCGCGUUUGCCUCAGAGCCGGAGGAGCAGGCGGGGAUGCACAAGAGUGCUGUGUUUCUUGACAGCCUCGUGCCCCAGACGCCCUCUGAGCUGCCCCUGCGCUCCCAAAAGAUCAGCCUGACACACUGUGGCUUGCAAGCCAGGCACCUAGAGCUGCUCUGCAAGGCGCUGGGAGGAAGCUGCCACCUGAGUCACCUCGACUUAUCAGGCAACACCCUAGGGGAGGAAGGUGCGGCCCAGCUGGCUCAGCUGCUCCCGGGGCUGGGCCCUCUGCAGUCCUUGAACCUCAAUGAGAACGGCUUGUCCCUGGACGCUGUGUUCGGUUUGGCCCAAUGCUUCUCUACUCUGCAGUGGGUUCUCCAGCUGGACAUCAGCUUUGAGAGCCAACGCGUCAUCCUGAGAGGUGACAGAAGAGGCAGGGACCUGUCGGCUGGGGGAUCUUUGCCAGAAUUCCUGGCUGGAGCCCGUUUCUCGGGGUCCGGUCAGCACUGCAUCCCCAGGAGCUUCUGCCUCAGGGAGUGUCAGCUGGAGCCCCUGAGCCUCCUCCGCCUCUGUGAGACUCUAGAGAAGUGCCCGGGGCCUCUGGAAGUCACGUUGUCCUGCGAGGUCCUGAGUGACCAGAGCCUGGAGACCCUGCUGCACCACUUGUCCCGGCUCCCCCAGCUGAGCCUGCUGCAGCUGAGCCAGACGGGACUGCCCCCAAGGAGCCCCCUCAUGCUGGCCGCCCUCUUCAGCCUGUGCCCACGGGUCCAGAAGGUGGACCUCAGGUCCCUGCAUCACGCGACCCUGCACUUCAGGUCUAGCGAGGAGCAGGCCGGCAGAUGCUGCGGCAGGUUCACGGGCUGCGGCCUCAGCCAGGAGCACGUGGAGCCACUGUGCUGGUUACUGAGCAAGUGUGAAGACCUCAGCCAGCUGGACCUCUCAGCAAACCUGCUGGGUGAUGACGGGCUCAGGUGCCUCCUGGAACAUCUGCCUCGGGUGCCCAUCUCCGGUUCACUUGAUCUGAGUCACAACAGCAUCUCUCAGGAAAGUGCCCUGUGCCUGGUGGAGAUGCUCCCCUCCUGCCCGGGUGUCCAGGAGGCCUCGGUGAACCUGGGCUCCGAGCAGAGCUUCUGGAUUCACUUCUCCCGACAGGAAGAGGCUGGGAAGACACUGAGGCUGAGCGAGUGCAGCUUCGGGCCAGAGCACGUGCCCCGACUGGCCACCGGCCUGAGCCAGGCCCCGCAGCUGACAGAGCUCACGCUGACCCAGUGCUGCCUGGGCCUGGAGCAGCUGACCGUCCUCCUGAGUCUGGUGAGGUGGCCGAAGGGGCUGCUGAGUCUCAGAGUGGAGGAGCCGUGGGUGGGCAGAGCCGGGGUGCUCGCCCUGCUGGAAGCCUGCACCCAAGCCUCAGGCAACGUCACCAAAAUAAGCAUCUCCGAGACCCAGCAGCAGCUCUGUAUCCAGCUGGAAUUUCCCCAUCAGGAGAACUCGGAGGCUGUGGCCCUCAGGUUGGCUCACUGUGAUCUUGGGAGCCACCACAGCCUUCUUGUCAGCCAGCUGAUGGAGACGUGCGCCAGGCUGCGGCAGCUCAGCUUGUCCCAGGUGAACCUCUGCGACGACGCCAGCUCCCUGCUGCUGCGAAGCCUCCUGCUGUCCCUGUCUGCACUGAAGAAAUUCCGGCUGACCUCCAGCUGUGUGAGCUCCGAGGGCCUGGCCCACCUAACGUCUGGUCUGAGCCAUUGCCACCACCUGGAGGAGCUGGACUUGUCUAACAACCAGUUUGGUGAGGAGGACACCAGGGUGCUGCUGGGGGCCCUUGAGGGCAAGCAGUGGCUGAAGAGGCUGGACCUCAGCCACCUCCCGCUGGGCGGCUCCACCCUGGCCGUGCUCACUCAAGGACUAAGCCACAUGACCCUCCUGCAGAGCCUCCGUCUGAGCAGGAACGGCAUUGGUGACAUUGGCUGCUGCCACCUUUCCAAGGCCCUCAGAGCUGCCACCAGCUUGGAGGAGCUGGGCUUGAGCCACAACCAGAUUGGAGACACCGGUGCCCAGCACUUAGCUGCCGUCCUGCCGGGGCUGCCUGAGCUCAGGAAGAUCGACCUCUCAGCGAAUGGCAUCGGCCCGGCUGGGGGAAUGCGGUUGGUGGAGUCUCUGGCCCUUUGCCGGCACCUGGAGGAUCUGAUCCUCGGCUGCAAUGCCCUGGGGGACCCCACAGCCCUGGGGCUGGCCCGGGCACUGCCCCGGCACCUGAGGGUCCUGCGCCUGCCCUCCAGCCGUCUGGGCCUAGAGGGGGUGCGGAGCCUGGGCCAGGCCCUGGAUGGAUGCCUGCACGUGGAAGAGAUCAGCCUGGCAGAGAACAGCCUGGCCGGAGGGGUCCCGUAUUUCUGCCAUGGGCUCCCGCUGCUCAGGCAAAUCGACUUGGUUUCGUGUGAGAUUGACAACCAGACCACCAAGCCCCUGGCUGCCAACUUCGUGCUCUGCCCGGCCCUGGAAGAAAUCUUGCUGUCCUGGAAUCUGCUCGGGGACGAGGCGGCUGCCGAGCUGGCCGGGGUCCUGCCGCGGAUGGGCCGGCUGAAGAGAGUGGACUUGGAGAAGAAUCGGAUCACAUCUCGUGGAGCCUGGCUCCUGGUGGAAGGGCUGGCCCAGGGGUCUAGCGUCCAAGUCAUCCGCCUCUGGAAUAACCCCAUCCCGCCCAGCAUGGCCCAGCGUCUGCAGAGCCAGGAGCCCCGGCUGGACUUCGCUUUCUUCCACAACCGGCCACAGGCCCCUCGGGGUACUUGAUGGCCCCUCACUGCCCUUCAGAUCCAAGUGAUGCCAACGUCCAUCCGCCCACCAGGACGGAGGACUCAGAGAAGAUCCUCGGCUGGGAGUCCCUGCAUGCUGCCCCGGGAGGGAGCAGCACGUCUGUCCUGCUGCAGUCUUCAGGGAGGACUUUCUUUGGGGACCAGAAGACUCGUAUGGCCAAUGGACUACUCUGCAUCACAUGUGACAUGCAUGACCAGUUGGGGACAUGUGGCACAGCGAGGGUGUCAUGAUGUGAUGCAUGACGCAGAAGGUCACAUGUGGCAGAGUGGACUGUGGGUCAAUGGUGUGGGUCCUAGCUCCACACGUGGCAGGACACGUGAUUGGUGAUUCAUAUAUGACAUGUGACAAAUGUCCAUGUCAUAUGACACGGGGCUGGCCAGAUGCCCUCAGCUGGUCCAAGAUCUAAUUUAUUACUUUUUUAAACCCAAGUUUGUAUUUAUAGAUCGCAUUCCAGAGCAGCUCAGCCAAAGACUGUCUUCCGCCCAGAACUGGGAUGGGGAGAGUGUCCAAGCACUGACUGGCCCAGUGGCCUGAGGACCAGGCUCUGGGCCAACUUGAAGACUAAGCCAUGAGGCUUUUGGAUGCAUCUCCUCCUGCCUCAAACCUCAGUCUUCCCACCUGUAAACUGCAUGACCCCCGCCCCCCUUAAAUGGCUUCCAAGGACUUGGGGCCCAGGUCCAGGUAGAGCUAGUCUGCCCUUGGGAGUGGACGGGCCCAGUCUGUCCUGUGUAAGGGACAAAGCCGAGUCUAACGGGGCGGGGGUGGGGGGAUGGGGGUGCACUGCCAAGAUAGUCAGGCAAGGCCACUGGGCCCAGCCACUACCUCAGCGAGAGCCGGGGGAGCUCCCGCGGCUGCACGUGUUACGGUGUUCUCGUUAGUUCCAAGAGGGCCCAGAUGGCCCUGCUACACCGCAAGCCAAGUUUGACCAAUAAAUGUGGAUGAUCUCCGA
Molecule: messenger RNA, 7007 nt
Organism: Diceros bicornis minor
Lineage: Eukaryota; Metazoa; Chordata; Mammalia; Perissodactyla; Rhinocerotidae
Gene: NLRC5
Product: NLR family CARD domain containing 5
Exons: 49
Coding region: 425-6034 (1869 amino acids)
Molecular function (GO): protein binding
Source: RefSeq, a predicted model, not a curated record